GUGGUGUACAACGCCGUGCACCGGGCCGUGUGGGACGCCUUCUGCGCCAACCGGAGAGCCGACCGCGUCCCCAUCUCCUUCAAAGUGCUCCCCGGCGACCACGAGUACCCCAAGUGCAGGACGAAGAGGACAUCCUAUGAGUGGUAUAUUCCAAAAGGAAUCCUGAAGACUGGUUGGAUGAACAAACAUCUGAAUUUGGUUCCCGCACUUGUUGUGGUGUUCUAUGAACUAGACUGGGAUGAGCCGCAAUGGAAAGAAAAACAGUCGGAAUGUGCUACUCGAGUUGAAAUUGUCAGGCAAAGUUUGCAGGGAAGAAAUACAAAAGUUGCUGUGGUUUUGAUUCAGAAAAAAACACCGUUACCUCCAGGGGAAGAUGUUAUUGCAUCAGAGAGGGCAGCGGCUUUAUGCAAUGCUUGUGACCUUUCUGGAAAAUCCCUCUUUGUGCUUCCACACACUGAUCAUCUCGUUGGUUAUAUUAUAAGGUUGGAAAAUGCUUUCUAUGAGCAUGCACAAACUUACUAUUAUACAGAAAUACGAAGAGUUAAAUCUCAUAAGGAGUUCUUGAACAAAACCACUCAUCAGCUUUUAUUUGUUAGACACCAGUUCAAAAUAGCAUUCUUCAGUGAGCUGAAACAGGAUACGCAGAAUGCUCUCAAAAAUUACAGAACUGCCUACAAUCUUGUGCAUGAAUUGAGGGCUCAUGAAACAAACAUGCUGGAAAUCAAGACCAUGGCAGGAUUUAUAAACUACAAGAUCUGUCGCCUCUGUUUUCAGCAUAAUACUCCACUUGAUGCCAUAGCUCAGUUCAGGAAACAUAUUGAUUUGUGCAAGAAAAAAAUAGGAAGUGCAGAACUGGCUUUUGAGCAUGCUGCCUGGAUGUCUAAACAGUUUCAGGCUUUUGGUGACUUGUUUGAUGAAGCGAUUAAGCUGGGAUUGACAGCAAUUCAAACUCAAAAUCCAGGUUUCUAUUACCAGCAGGCAGCCUACUAUGCACAGGAACGGAAACAACUAGCAAGCAUGCUUUGUAACCACGAUUCCUCUGUGAUAUAUCCCAAUCCGGAUCCCCUGGAAAUGCAAACUGGAGUGCUUGACUUCUAUGGGCAAAGACAAUGGCGGCAGGGAAUAUUAAGCUUCGAUCUUUCUGAUCCUGAAAAGGAGAAGAUGGGGAUUUUAUCCCUGCAGUUGAAAGAGAAAAAUGUUCUUCACUCGGAGCUAAUAAUCACUUUGUUGAGUAAUGCUGUCGCGCAGUUCAAGAAAUACAAAUGUCCAAGAAUGAAAAGUCAUUUGAUGGUUCAAAUGGGAGAAGAAUAUUACUUCGCUAAAGAUUAUGCCAAAGCUUUGAAGCUCUUGGAUUAUGUUAUGUGUGAAUAUCGCAGUGAAGGAUGGUGGACUCUUCUCACUUCCAUAUUGACGACAGCUCUUAAAUGUUCAUAUUUGAUGGCCCAGCUAAAAGAUUAUAUAACGUACUCUUUAGAGCUACUGGGUAGAGCAUCUACUCUUAAAGAAGAUCAGAAGUCUCGAAUAGAAAAAAAUCUGAUAAAAGUUCUAAUGAAUGAAAGCCCUGAUCCUGAACCUGAUUGUGACACUGCUGCUGUGAAAGCAUCACAAAAAUUGUGGGCUGACCGUGUUUCCUUGGCAGGCAGUAAUGUUUUUACAAUAGAAGUCCAAGAUUUUAUACCAUUUGUGCAGUGCAAAGCAAAAUUUCUUGCUCCUAGUUUUCAUGUUGAUGUUCCUGUGCAGUUUGAUGUAUACUUGAGAGCUGAUUGUCCUCAUCCUAUCAGGUUUUCUAAGCUCUGCAUCAGUUUCAAUAAUCAGGAUUACAACCAAUACUGUGUGGUAGAAGAAGCCUAUCAAAAAAGUGAUAUUCUAGAACAGUCAUCGCAAGGAACGAUGUGCUUAGUUCCUGGCAAAACAAGAAAGUUCACUUUCAAAUUUGUUGCAAAAACUGAAGAUGUAGGAAAAAAGGUUGAGAUCACCUCUGUGGAUUUGAUCCUGGGAAGUGAAUCUGGCCGAUGUGUGAUUCUGAACUGGCGUGGAGGAGGUGGAGAUGCUGCCUCAUCCCAAGAAGCAUUGCAGGCAGCACGUUCCUUCAGGCGAAGACCUAAGCUUCCAGAUAAUGAAGUGCACUGGGACAGUUUGGCUAUUCAGGCAAGCACUAUGAUUAUUUCUAGAGUGCCAAACAUUUCUGUUCAGCUCCGUCAUGAACCUCCUGCUCUGACUAAUGAAAUGUAUUGUUUGAUUGUGACAGUCCAGUCACAUGAGGAGACAGUGGCCAAAGAUGUUAAGCUUACAGCAGGUUUAAAGCCAGGGCAAGAUGCCAACCUGACUCAGAAAACUCAGGUGACUCUUCAUGGAACAGAUGCAUGUGAUGACUCCUUUCCUGCACUGCUUCCUGAUAUUCCUGUAGGAGACUUGCAACCAGGGGAAAAGGUGAAGGCUUAA
Molecule: messenger RNA, 2442 nt
Organism: Fulmarus glacialis (Northern fulmar)
Lineage: Eukaryota; Metazoa; Chordata; Aves; Procellariiformes; Procellariidae
Gene: TRAPPC11
Product: trafficking protein particle complex 11
Exons: 21
Source: RefSeq, a predicted model, not a curated record